AUGACUCAAACUAAACGUAAACACGAACUCAGAGCUCGGAAACUCAACAACCCCUUGCCCCUGGGUGCACCUGAUCGAUUCAAUAUGGAUAACACCGUCAAUCAUCAGGGUCAUAAGGGGGCUUGUGCGGUCAUGUUGCCAGCCACUCGUGCAUCACCCUUCUCUCUGCCAACCCAAUCUGAGAGCCCCUUGUCUCCGGGUAGCCCUGAUUUGCUUGCAAGGCAAAAGGCCAACAACCAUCAGGGCUAUAAAGAGACUCGUGUGGUUUCUUCUUUGGUCGACAAAGUAACGGUCCCAUCAAAGAGCCCCUUGUCUCCGGGUAGCCCUGAUUUGCUUGCAAGGCAAAAGGCCAACAACCAUCAGGGCUAUAAAGAGACUCGUGUGGUUUCUUCUUUGGUCGACAAACAAACGGUCCCGUCAAAGAGCCCCUCGUCUCCAGAUCAACCCAAUAAUCAUCAAGUCCAUAAAGAUACUCGUGCGGUUUCUUCUUCUGUCAACGAACAAUCAGUCCCAUCAAAGAGCCCCUUGUCUCCGGGUAGCCCUGAUUUGCUUGCAAGGCGAAAGGCCAACAACCAUCAGGGCUAUAAAGAGACUCGUGUGGUUUCUUCUUGCACUGCCCGAGCAAUGUCAAUUCCAGUUCCCAAACCUCGUAAUCCUCCGCCCCAAUACCCGUCCGGUACAGCAAAGAAGAUUGCACGAGCUCACAGGAAGAAUGGAACUUCGGAGGAUACUUACUUUAUCAUCUGUUCACCCUCUCAAACCCCAGUUUCCCCAAAGUAUGUCAUAAAGCUUCCAAUCCUAGCGCAACCUUCCCGUCAAAUCGUGUCAUCAUCUUCCUUGACCCCUCAAUUCAUUUUUGAAACUCACUCAUUCAACAUCAACCCGCCAACAUCAACCUUCAACAAACUAUGUGAUAUAAUCCAAACACUUCACGCUAUGGCCAAAUUCCUCCCCUGCAACAAAAGAAACCACAACCAAAUCAACGGAGAAAUGCACAUGAUUGGAUUUCGACCAGGGAACGAUGGCGGUAAAUCUGCUGUUCAAGGCUUCAUCAUUGAAUAUUUAUCUCCACAGGAGGAGUGGUCAGAAAUGCGCAAGGAGGAUCGGCCCGAGUACAAGUUUGCCUCCAAUGUGUCUGUAACAUACAACGAUUUUUAUAACGAGCAACAUCAAGACAAAAACGACAUCAACGGCUGGUCCUAUGGUCUCUUUUCUUAUAUCGAACUUGGAACUGGUAAACCGAUCCCUCCCCCAUCCACUGAAUUGGGUCAUGGGUUUUUGUUUCCUCGACAUGCUUAUCUAAUAGUCUUUGUCAAAGCCGCUGGUAUCGUCGAGCUUGUUUGGCAAACUUCCAUGUUUGAACACUGUACCACCCAACCGCCUGAAUCACUCUGA
Messenger RNA from Puccinia graminis f. sp. tritici CRL 75-36-700-3, 1395 nucleotides. RefSeq lists its product as uncharacterized. NCBI's taxonomy places the organism in Eukaryota, Fungi, Basidiomycota, Pucciniomycetes, Pucciniales, Pucciniaceae. Bases 1 to 1395 code for a protein of 464 amino acids. The record is from RefSeq and is a predicted model, not a curated record. The transcript is spliced from 3 exons.